Podarcis raffonei (Aeolian wall lizard) is the source of this 3591-nucleotide messenger RNA. RefSeq names its product tripartite motif-containing protein 10-like. Gene Ontology annotation, molecular function: zinc ion binding; protein binding. Bases 355 to 1806 code for a protein of 483 amino acids. The record is from RefSeq and is a predicted model, not a curated record. The transcript has 7 exons. Lineage: Eukaryota; Metazoa; Chordata; Lepidosauria; Squamata; Lacertidae.
GUUCUUACAUACACAGUGUGGGUAUUAUGUGGCACCUGUAAAGGUGUCAAUUCCACUGAUCAGAGUGUUCUAGUGGACCCAUAUGGGUAAGGUGAUAUUUUAGGUGAAGGAGUGUGGAAAAUGAGUUUUGGUUUUGGUUUUAUAGAUGAGUUUCAGGCAGUGGGACCAAUUGUGGAGGCUUCAUUGCAUAAGAAAGUGAAACGCAGAGUUAGUUUCUCUGGAAGGAUGUGGAAAUGCUUAAUGCUGAACAGCUUUUACCUUACAGACAUUUUUUCAUUCCCCAGUCCCUUCACAUUCUACUGCCAUCCUGCAGCCGCCUCUCAGCUCAACAAAGCCAGACACUCUUGAUCCGUCAUGGCCUCAGCACCACCAUCCAUGAACAUAGAAGAGGAAGUCUUGUGCCCCAUCUGCAAGGACCUCAUGACAGACCCCGUGACCUUGAACUGUGGCCACAACUUCUGCCAAGGCUGCAUCACCAAGCACUGUGAGGUACGGGAUGAAAUUGAGAUGGGGGACUGCAAGUGUCCCGUCUGCAUGGACAAGAUCUGGAACAGGAAUUUCCGCCCCAAUUGGCAGCUGGCAAAUGUAGUAGAAAGAAUCAAACUCCAGAGAAAGGAACUAUGUGAGAAGCAUAAAGAAAAACUCCACCUGUUCUGCAAACAAGAUGCAGAAUUGGUGUGUUUGGUUUGUGAGCGAUGCCCAGAGCAUAAAUCACACACUGUGGUUCUCAAGGAAGAGGCUGCCCAGGAAUACAAGACACUCAUCUUUGAUCACCUGGAGCAUCUGAGGAAAGAGAGAGAGAAUAUUCAGACUUAUAAAGCAAACAUCGGAAAGGAAAGCGAUGAACUGCUUAAAUUAACAAAAACUGAGAGGCAGAAGACCAUGCAGAGGUUCAGACAACUGCACCAGUUUCUGGAAGAACAAGAAAAGCGUCUGCUGAAUGAAAUAGAAGAAAUGGAGGAGGAGAUCACAAGAAGAAGGGAGGAGCACCUGGCUAGACUCUCAGAGGAACUCUCCUCUCUUGAAAGGAGCAUCCGGGAGAUGGAGGAGAAGAGUCAGCAGCCAGCGAGUGAACUCCUGCAGGAUGUUAGAAGAACUUUGCAGAGGUUUGAGCGAAGGGGGACAUCUGAAAAUUCACUGACUUCCCCACUAGAAUUGAAGAGGAAAUUCUCAACAUUCAGGGCUGCAAAUCCCUUUCUAUAUGUUGAGAUGGAGAAAAUAAAAGAUGCUCUGUUACCCAGAUUGCUUCAGAAAGGUAAAUUUUGGGUUAAGGAUCAAAUUCAAGCAAAUGUCACUCUGGAUCCAGACACAGCCCAUCCCAGGCUCAUCCUGUCCGAGGAUCGGAAAAGCGUGAGAUGCGGAGACAAAGAGCAAGACCUGCCCGACAAACUUGAGAGAUUCAAUUCCUGGCCUUGUGUGUUGGGAUAUGAGGGAUUCACAGCAGGCAGACAUUUCUGGGAAGUCACUGUAAAUGAGGGAGAGAGGUGGACUUUGGGGGUCGCCAGGAAGUCUGUGCAGAGAAAGGGCUUCUUCCCCUUAAGGUUUGAGGGAGGCAUCUGGGCUUUGGAUAAGUGGCUUGGUGAGUACAGGGCCUUCACAUCCCCUGAUUACUUUCCUCUGUCCCUGAGUGAGGAGCCCAGGAGGAUCCGAGUGACUCUGGACUAUGAAGAGGGAUAUGUGUCUUUUUCUGACGCUGACUCAGGGGCUGAACUCCACACAUUCUCAGGAGCCUCGUUCUUUGGGGAGACCCUCCUCCCUUUCUUUUGUCUGUGGGGAUAUGCAACCCACCUCAGGAUCUCCUGUUAAGAGUAGAAUUGACAUCUUUUCAGAUGCCCUGUGGGAGGAGUCAUUCCAGUCACACUUGGAGAAAACGACAAAACAAAAUCUGGGAUUUUCUUUUCCCUCUGCUUUCCCAGAAUUCCUUCUGCAGUGGAGUCCUUAAAGAGAGGGAAACACUUUAAUUGUCCCAAUAAACAAUCUAUUCCUCCAAAGAAUGCACUCGCCACCCCCUGCGAUCCUGGUUCUGUUGUUCACCUUCCUCUCAUGACAGGACCUCCACCAGCUGUUAAAAUGCCCACAUGAUGGCAUUGAUAGAUCACUGGAGAACAAUCCUUCCAGGCACCUUUGCAACUAAAGCUCAUAGCCUUGUGGAUCUCAGGCAGGAAGGAAAUAAGAAGACUGUCUGUGAAGCCCCAACUUCCAACCCUUUGCAAAUGCAGCCUCCCCAUCUCCACACUUUCUCAGAGAGAAAUCUCACUGACUCCAGAGUUGAUGGGAGUUGUAGUCCAGCAACUUGGCCAAGUCUGCCCUUUAUAAUGCACAUGGUGUCUUCCCUUUGGCCCCACCCUGGAUGUGAGAUGUUCCCCCAAAGAGGGUCUUUUCAGUAUCUGUGGAAUACCCUCCCACCAGAUCACACUUCCCCACAGAGCAAGAGAUCUCUCCCAGCCCCACAGGUGCAGCACCCGUCCGUCAAUAAGGGGGAGAGUUAAAGCCUCUUAAGUCUUUCUCCCUAGCAAAGAGAGGAAACAGUUGCCAGGGGUAGCAGGAGGGCUCUCUCAGCCCCUCGAGGGCAGCAGCUAGCAUUCUUGUUUUCUCUUUGGUGGCUAUUGAGGUGCUUCAGAGAAGGGAGAAGACACCCCUUCACCUUCCUCCCUGCCCCCUCUCUCCAGAUCCACAUAAGUCCAACAACCAGGGCGGGAGGAAGUUCAGCACACCACAGGCCCAGUCUCCCCCUCCUGGAAGGCUGACUCUGUUCCUGCAAAGCAACUAGCAGACCCAAGUGUGUCUCCUGUAACGUCCUGCUUAAAAACCCUGUAACCUUAUACCAAAAAUGUUCUGGUUUACCUCCAACCUGCUUUCAUUGCUCUUCCACCCCUCCAGGCAGCAGUGAUGUGGCAGCAUCGGGGAAGCAUCCCAGAACAAUCAACAAAGCAGAAGAAACCCAGUGCUAAUGCCCUUUUACUGUGUCAGGAACAUGCUGCAGAAUACAUCAGCCUGGAGGGACCCUUUACACAGCAAGGGAAGGAAAUCUGCACCUCGGCCCUUUUCCUAAUUAGGGACUGUGGGGUUUCAUUGCUCCAAUGAAGACCACGCUGGGUGCAGUUCUCCAGGGGACCACUUGAUGUCAGCGUUCCACCAUGAGCAAGGCUCUUGUUAUAGUAUCCACCAGAGUUUUCCAAACUUUUCACCUUGCUGACACGCUUUUUAGACAUGCGUCCUUUUGCAACACAGUAAUUCAGUUUUACUAGCAAAAGAGAGGUUCAACCAGGGGUCCUCAAACUAUGGGCCACAUCCGGCCCGCCAGUGUCCUGAACCCGGCCCACCCCCAGGUCACACUGCCUCUAAGCGCAAAUCUUCUGUGGGCUGGGUGUGCACCUCUCUGCCCUGCCCACCUCACAGGGCUGUUGUGGGUUGCAAAGGCGGGCAAGUUUCACAGGAGCAGGGUGGGAGGGCCGUGCCAGCUGCUCCUUUCCUCCAGCCCCGCCCCCUCUGCUCCAGCCCCGCCCCCUCCCCGCACAGGUACUUCUGCUGGCCGCAAUACUCUGUGCGGAGGCUGCUUGGGCUUGCAGUGGGGGCACAGAUGGGAGCCGA